Messenger RNA from Aphidius gifuensis, 584 nucleotides. Its product is annotated as histone H2A-like. The record is from RefSeq and is a predicted model, not a curated record. The transcript has a single exon. Lineage: Eukaryota; Metazoa; Arthropoda; Insecta; Hymenoptera; Braconidae. Gene Ontology annotation, molecular function: structural constituent of chromatin; protein heterodimerization activity; DNA binding. Bases 1 to 378 code for a protein of 125 amino acids. Gene Ontology annotation, cellular component: nucleosome.
AUGUCUGGCCGUGGCAAAGGAGGCAAAGCAAAAACAAAGUCAAAGACUCGUUCCAACCGUGCUGGACUUCAAUUUCCAGUUGGACGUAUUCAUCGUCUUCUUCGUAAGGGCAACUACGCUGAACGUGUUGGUGCUGGUGCCCCAGUAUACUUGGCUGCAGUUAUGGAAUAUUUGGCUGCUGAAGUACUCGAGUUAGCUGGUAAUGCUGCUCGUGACAACAAAAAAACAAGAAUUAUUCCACGUCAUCUUCAAUUGGCCAUCCGUAAUGACGAAGAAUUGAAUAAACUUCUUUCUGGUGUUACCAUUGCCCAGGGUGGUGUUUUACCAAAUAUCCAAGCUGUUCUCUUGCCCAAGAAGACAGAAAAAAGCAGCGCCUAAAUCAUCUUCAAGACAACAAACCAAUCGGCCCUUUUCAGGGCCAAUAAAUUAUUCAAACGUUCAUCAACAAUUUAAUAUAUUAAAUCUACAACAUUAAUUUUUUGUAACGUAUUCAUUUUAUAAUAAUUGUCAAAUAAAUAAACAAUAUUAUAUUUUUUUUUCUACUGAUUAAAAGUGACUAUAUUGAGUUGCAAAAAAUUUAUCAA